UGACAGAUUGGUGUCAUACAUGGGAAGCAACGACGACAUGACGGGAUGGAAAGCGCGAAUUGUAUAUAACAAGUCAAUUCCAGAUAUCCAAACUCGGUUUCUCCCACCUCUCUUAUCUCGUACCUCACAACCUCAAACAACAAAGGCAUCUAUCCUUAUCCAGCCUACUUCAAGUCACUGUACAAGAAGUCUAGUGAUAACUCCAAGGAAAUAACAUUACCAAAUAUGCCACUCUUCGGAUCCCGCCGCGAGCCUUCGCCUCCUCCCGCCCCAGUUCCAACCCAAAAAUCAGGGCUCUUCUCUCGUCGUCGCUCCUCCUCUCCCCACGCAGCUACUACAACCACGCACCACCACCGCCACAGCAGCUCAGCCUCGCGCUCCGGCACAUCAACAAACAACACCAUUUCCUCUGGCUUCUUCAGUCGGUCAUCUAACGGGGACCCCAGCAUCGUCAAUGCAAAGCAGAGUCUAGCGAAUGCCGAGGCGGCAGAGCGAGAGGCGGAUAGGGCGUUGGCGGUUGCGAGGAGUGCGGUUAGGGAGGCGCGCGAGCAUGUUACUAGGUUGGAAAGGGAGGCUACUGAGGAAGAGUGGAGGACUGACGAGUUAUACAGGGCGCGACUAGCUAAGAUCAAAAAGGCUGAGGCGAAGACGCUCGGUAAGAUGGGCAAGAAGUUGGGCAGGCACGAUCAUGUUUGA
This is a messenger RNA of Bipolaris sorokiniana ND90Pr, 696 nucleotides long. RefSeq lists its product as uncharacterized. Bases 226 to 696 code for a protein of 156 amino acids. The record is from RefSeq and is a predicted model, not a curated record. The transcript is spliced from 2 exons. Lineage: Eukaryota; Fungi; Ascomycota; Dothideomycetes; Pleosporales; Pleosporaceae.